Molecule: messenger RNA, 890 nt
Organism: Pseudomyrmex gracilis
Lineage: Eukaryota; Metazoa; Arthropoda; Insecta; Hymenoptera; Formicidae
Product: ribosomal RNA processing protein 36 homolog
Exons: 4
Coding region: 182-886 (234 amino acids)
Biological process (GO): maturation of SSU-rRNA from tricistronic rRNA transcript (SSU-rRNA, 5.8S rRNA, LSU-rRNA)
Cellular component (GO): nucleolus; 90S preribosome
Source: RefSeq, a predicted model, not a curated record
CGCAAUGAAAAUGUGUGUCUUGUUUUGUUUUAACUAACACUUUGUAUUUUACUCACUAGAACAUGUGAUCAUCUUAAAAUUUACUGAAAUUGGUUACAAGAAGUUCUCCUUUAUAGAGACUGUGUGAGUGAGAGGAGAAAAAAUUGUCUCAUACUCUUUGUGUCGCAACUUAAAUUCCAACAUGAACGACGAGCAAGAACCUUUGCUUGCAAAGAAUCAAAGAGAAAGAAAAGAAACAUCUCAUGAACAAUUACAAGAAGAGUUGAAACAUGUAUCUUUUGAAGAUUUGCAGAAAUUACAGAAGAGAUUGGGUACCAAAAUAUACAAUGAGACAGUAUUUGGGAGAGAAAACAAGAAAAAAACUGAUUUUAAGAGGGAAAAUAAAAAUAGACCACGGGAAAUGUCUUCUAAGAAACCAGUUCCUGAUUUCAAGUUCAAUGAUGUGAUUUCUGACAAAAAAGUUAAAUCUCGGGAUCCUAGAUUUGACAGCUUAUGUGGCACAUUUGAUAAGAAAGCUUUCAGGAAAUCUUAUGGAUUUCUUACAAAAGUACGCAAAAAUGAUCUGAAAACUUUACAAAAAGAAUUGGAAACUACUACAGAUCCAAAAUCCAUAAAAAAGAUCAAAUAUCUCAUUCAAAGACUUGAGAAUCAGCUGAGAGAAGAAAAACGGGAAAAAGAGAAAGAAAAAAAAGAGUAUCAAGAGAAAAGAGAAUUACUAGAAUCUAUUAAGCAAGGAAAAAAGCCUGCUUUCAAAAAGAAAUCUGAAAAGAAGAUUUUGGAUUUAGUCAAACAAUAUGAAGACUUAAAGAACACAGGUAAAUUAAAGAAACAUAUUCAAAGAUUGCGGAAGAAAAAUAAAUCUAAGGACAAAGUAAAGUUAAAAUAAAACA